AUGGCGCAGUUGUAUUACGGUGGCGGAGCUGGGAGCGCUUAUAGCGGCGGGAGGGGAACCUCGCCGCGCCGGGACCGAAUCCGGUUGCGGGUGGUGCGCUCGGAGCCGGAGCUGUGUGCGCAGGAGAAAGCGUACCUGAGCGCAGUGGAGCGGGGAGACUACGCGAGCGUGAAACGAGCCCUGCAGGAGGCUGAGAUCUACUUCAAAAUCAACGUGAACUGCGUGGACCCGCUGGGGCGCAGCGCUUUACUCAUCGCCAUCGAGAACGAGAACCUGGAGAUGGUGGAGCUGCUGCUGGCUCAUGAUGUGCAUGUGGGUGACGCGCUGCUCCAUGCCAUCCGCAAAGAGGUGGUGGGUGCCGUGGAGCUCCUGCUCAACCAUAAGAAACCCAGCGGAGAGAAACAGGUGCCUCCUAUCCUGCUGGACAGACAGUUUUCUGAAUUCACCCCGGACAUCACGCCCAUCAUCCUCGCUGCCCACACCAACAACUAUGAGGUCAUUAAGAUGCUGGUCCAAAAAGGGGUGUCUGUGCCUCAUCCCCACGCGGUUCGCUGCAACUGUUCGGAAUGUGUAUCCAGUUCAGAUGUGGACAGCCUGCGCCACUCGCGCUCCCGUCUUAACAUCUACAAGGCCCUGGCGAGCCCGUCGCUCAUUGCUCUGUCCAGCGAGGACCCCUUCCUCACGGCCUUCCAGCUCAGCUGGGAACUUCAGGAGCUCAGCAAGGUGGAGAAUGAGUUUAAGGCCGAGUAUGAGGAGCUGUCACACCAGUGCAAGCGCUUCGCCAAGGACCUGCUGGACCAGACGCGCUCUUCCCGCGAGCUGGAGCUCAUCCUAAACUUCCGUGAUGACAUCAGCCUGCUGCAGGAUGAAACCAAUGAUCUAGCUCGCCUCAAACUUGCCAUUAAAUACCGUCAGAAGGAGUUUGUAGCACAGCCAAACUGUCAACAACUUUUGGCUUCACGCUGGUACGAUGAGCUUCCAGGCUGGCGGAGGCGCCACUGGGCUGGCAAACUAAUUACAAGCAUCUUUAUCGGCCUGCUCUUCCCCGUCUUCUCCAUCUGCUACCUGGUGGCACCAAAGAGUCAUUAUGGCCUUUUCAUCCGCAAGCCCUUCAUCAAGUUUAUCUGCCACACAGCCUCGUACCUGACCUUCCUCUUCUUUCUUCUGCUGGCCUCGCAGCACAUCGUCUCCACAGAGCCUAACCGUCAGGGCCCCGAACCCACCCCCGUGGAGUGGAUGAUCUUGCCUUGGGUUCUAGGUUUCAUUUGGACAGAAAUCAAACAGAUGUGGGACGGUGGAUUACAGGAUUACAUGCACGACUGGUGGAACCUUAUGGACUUUGUCAUGAACUCUCUCUACCUGGCAACCAUUUCCCUCAAGAUAGUUGCAUUCGUCAAGUACAGUGGAUUUAAACCGAGGGAGAGCUGGGAAAUGUGGCACCCCACACUGGUGGCCGAGGCUGUGUUUGCCAUUGCUAACAUUUUUAGCUCCCUGCGGCUCAUCUCUCUCUUUACUGCCAACUCUCAUCUGGGUCCCCUGCAGAUCUCCCUGGGUAGAAUGCUGCUGGACAUCCUCAAGUUCCUCUUCAUUUACUGCUUGGUGUUGGUGGCCUUUGCCAAUGGCCUAAACCAGCUGUAUUUCUACUAUGAGACCAGCGACGAGAAAAGCUGCAAGGGCAUACGAUGCGAACGGCAGAAUAACGCUUUCUCAACGUUGUUUGAGACCUUACAGUCUUUGUUCUGGUCCAUAUUCGGCCUUAUCAAUCUGUACGUGACCAACGUUAAAGCUGACCAUAAGUUUACAGAGUUUGUGGGAGCCACCAUGUUUGGCACAUACAACAUAAUCUCUUUGGUGGUCCUGCUGAAUAUGCUCAUCGCCAUGAUGAACAACUCCUAUCAGCACAUUGCUGAUCAUGCUGACAUUGAGUGGAAGUUUGCCAGGACCAAGUUGUGGAUGAGCUAUUUUGAGGAAGGGGGUACACUGCCUCCACCGUUCAACAUCAUUCCUAGCCCCAAAUCCAUGUGGUACCUCAUUAACUGGAUAAAAAUACAUGUUUUUAAAGGAAAGUCAAAGAAGACAGAAACCUUUGGAGUGUUAGGGAGAAGAGCUGCUGAAAAAGUCAGGCUCAGCCACCAAUAUCAGGACGUUUUGAAGAACCUGGUAAAGCGAUACGUAGCAGCCAUGAUCAGAGAUGCUAAGAAGGAGGAAGGACUCACAGAGGAAAACUUUAAGGAGCUGAAGCAAGACAUCUCCAGUUUCCGCUAUGAGGUGCUGGGAAUGCUGAAGAGCAAAAGGAUGUCCCUGCGUGACUCUAAAAGUAUUUCUGGGCCCUCAAACACUUCACAUCCAACCUGUUUACACCAGCUGUCUAUAGUUCAACAAAAGAAUAUCAAUCCAAGCAUGUACAAGCCUCAAAGUUACCUCCACAAUGGCUCAGUAAUUUCAUUAAGUGAGACAUCCUCUAGAGAAAAGGCAAGAAAACAUAGCAUUAAGGGCAGCCAAAGGUCUGGGCAAGGAACAAAAGAUUGUGCAAACAUGUACGCAGUCUCAGAGGAGGCUGGAGAGAUAGAUAAUGAUGAAUCUGUUUGCUCACUGGAGGACGGACAUGAAAAUUUGGCUAAGAUGGAAAAGGACAAUGGGAUCGAGUCAGAGUGUCUUUCUGAAGAAGCCGAGGAAACAGUGCCAAGUGAAUCUGCAACAGCAGAACAUAUCUGCUCUGUUUCACCCACAGACACGUAA
Molecule: messenger RNA, 2739 nt
Organism: Trichomycterus rosablanca
Lineage: Eukaryota; Metazoa; Chordata; Actinopteri; Siluriformes; Trichomycteridae
Gene: trpc4b
Product: transient receptor potential cation channel, subfamily C, member 4b
Exons: 10
Coding region: 1-2739 (912 amino acids)
Biological process (GO): regulation of cytosolic calcium ion concentration; calcium ion transmembrane transport
Cellular component (GO): cation channel complex; plasma membrane
Molecular function (GO): inositol 1,4,5 trisphosphate binding; store-operated calcium channel activity; protein binding
Source: RefSeq, a predicted model, not a curated record